UCCAACUGACUAUCAUGUGUUAAGUCUAUUGACACGAAUUAUAUAAUAAAUUAGCAAUAUAACGUAAAGAAUCUUAGGUAGCGUACAAUAAAUCUUAGAAUGCGCCAACCAAUUUCAAAAAGUCGCUUUACGUUUUCCCUUUUGAAAAUGCUGUAAUCAUGUAUUUCUGUAUUCAUAUUUGUUUAGUGCAGAUUGACAGAUAGUCUACGAUCAAAUAUCGUGUUCGUGUUUAAAUGAAGGAAGAACUUUUGAAGAACUAGCGAUGUGACAAGCAGGAGUGAGUCACAUGAUUUGAUUCUUCUGUUUUGUGGCUGUGGCUCAAAACCUAAUGGAUUCUGAUGUUGCUUACCGCUCUGACUUCUACAUUGGUUUGGCACUUGCUGUGAGCUCCACUAUCUUCAUCGGCUGCAGUUUUAUACUGAAAAAGAAAGGCCUUUUACGACUCGCAAAAACAGGCUCUACUAGAGCAGGUCAAGGUGGAUAUGCCUACCUGAAAGAAUGGUUGUGGUGGGCAGGGCUUAUAUCAAUGGGAAUAGGCGAGGCAGCAAAUUUUGCAGCAUAUGCAUUCGCACCUGCUACAUUGGUAACACCUUUGGGAGCAUUGAGUGUUUUGGUCAGUGCUGUGCUUUCCUCAUAUUUCCUGAGUGAGCGUCUAAAUAUCCAUGGGAAAAUUGGCUGCUUGCUGUGCAUCUUCGGUUCCACGGUAAUGGUGAUCCACGCUCCACAAGAGGAAGAGGUUGCAUCAUUGAGUGCAAUGGCAGAGAAACUCAAAGACCCAGGAUUUAUCGUUUUUGCUGUCUGCAUUGUCGUGAUCAGUUUGGCCCUGAUCUUCCUUGUCGCACCUCGUUAUGGUCAGAAGAAUGUGCUGGUGUACAUCCUCAUCUGCUCUGUGAUUGGUUCACUAUCUGUGUCCUGUGUGAAGGGCCUUGGCAUUGGCAUCAAAGAGCUGUUCCAUGGAACAGCAGUUCUGAAAGAGCCACUGUUCUGGUCCCUGCUCAUAUGUCUAAUCAUCUGUAUCAGUAUUCAAAUAAGCUACCUUAAUAAGGCUCUUGACAUCUUCAACACCUCUUUAGUUACACCUAUUUAUUAUGUCUUCUUUACAACAUCCGUCAUGGCAUGUUCAGCCAUCUUGUUUAAAGAGUGGCUCCGCAUGUCUACUGAUGGGGCUGCUGGGACUGUUAGUGGCUUUCUAACCAUCAUCAUUGGCAUCUUUCUUCUCCAUGCUUUCAAGGACAUCAAGUUUAGCUUGGACUCUCUCCCUCUUUAUCUGCAUCUUAGACCUCAAGGAAGGACUCGGAGCCAACCGUACAUUGCUCUGCCAACCGAUGAGAGAAAUACGGAGGACGAAAGCAAUCUGACUAAGGAAAAAAGUACAAAUGACUUUCUUCCUGAGAGUUCAGACAGAAAGAGCAAUGGCACAUUUAUUACCUAGCAUAAUU
Xyrauchen texanus (razorback sucker) is the source of this 1439-nucleotide messenger RNA. Its product is annotated as magnesium transporter NIPA2-like. Bases 329 to 1432 code for a protein of 367 amino acids. The record is from RefSeq and is a predicted model, not a curated record. Gene Ontology annotation, biological process: magnesium ion transport. Lineage: Eukaryota; Metazoa; Chordata; Actinopteri; Cypriniformes; Catostomidae. Gene Ontology annotation, molecular function: magnesium ion transmembrane transporter activity. The transcript is spliced from 6 exons. Gene Ontology annotation, cellular component: membrane.